GGGCAUAAACUAAUUAAAAUUAACACUACAGUGCACGAUUUGACAUGACCGGUUUGAACAACGGUCCUCAGAUUAUGGCCUGUUUGGUGCCUGUCGGUGUGAUUUCCACCACAACCCUUCCGCAUUUUCCUGCUGCUCUCGGGCUGUGACGUGUUGUGCUGACGGCGGCCUCGGAGCUGGAGGAGCGGGGGGCUGUAGUAUGACAAGAUCUGGCUCCAGACGUCCUGCUUUGCUUUCACCGGAGCUCCAGAAACAACCCCUAACCCCUCCUUCUCUGCUCCUCUCCGGCCCGCCCAAAUAACACAAAAUUCCCGACUGAAUCCUGCCCGAGUCUGGGGGAACCAGGCGGCCUGGGAAGCCGAGGUACGGACGGAGGCCAUCCCUGCAGCAUAAAUCUGCUGUCCAGUAACAAAUGCAGUGCGAGGACAAUGGAUGAGGAUGUCACCAGGCUUGCAAUACAUUCUGAAGAGCCUAAAAUAAUAUUACACGGAUCGGAUGAGGGUGGUGCCGGCGGACAGGAGUUUGUUGUGGAGCUUCAAGAGACUGUGUUGGUGUCAGAGGGCGAGGGGGAAAGCAUGGCAGUUCACAGGUUUGCCCCGGACGAGCUAGUCAUCCAGGAUGCUGUUGAGGAUGUGGUUUCAGAGUAUGUGCACUGUGAUGAGGAAGAGGAUGAGGAUGAAGAUGUUGCAGUAGAAACCUGCGUGAUGGCUCUUGAAGGUGAGGAGGAAGGUGUUGCCAUGGGAGACAUCCCUGAAGAUGGGCUGGACCCAGAGCAGCAGGACGACGACGACCAAGACGGCUGUGGAGAUUAUCUUAUGAUAUCCUUGGAUGAAGCUGGCAAAAUGGUGUCUGAAGAUGGAACGGAGGUAACGGUGGAGGGAGCUGUGGAGGACCAGGAAGUGGAGAAGGAUGAGGAUGGGCAGGAAGUGAUAAAGGUGUACAUCUUCAAGGCUGAUUCUGGGGAGGAUGACAUGGCAGAGUCGGUGGACAUCAGCGAUGGAGACACAGAGAGUGUUGCGUUAACAGAAUCUUCAGGCCAAACACUCAGAGAGAAGAUGGUUUACAUGUCUGUCGGAGACUCUCAUCACAAUCAAGGAAACCAUGGUGGGUCCAAGGUGACUGAUGAGGUUUAUAUGGAGGUGGUGGUAGGAGGCGAAGAGCCAGUAACUCAAGACCGCUCGUAUGACAGCGUGUCUCUAAGCAAGGACUUCAUGCCUGUGGCCUGGGCAGCUGCUUAUGGUGCGGAGGAUAGCGAGAGUUGUGAAAACAGAAAUGGUGCAGCAAGCGCACUGCUGCACAUUGAUGAAUCUGACGGGGUUGAUGAAAUCAAUAGACAACGUAACAAGAGCAGGAGGCGGUCGGAGCCUCGCCAGGUGCAGACAGCCAUCAUCAUCGGUCCAUACGGUCAGCCUCUGACCGUUUACCCCUGCAUGCUAUGUGGUAAAAAGUUCAAGUCACGGGGAUUCCUGAAACGCCACACCAAGAAUCAUCACCAAGAUGUUCUGACAAGGAAAAAGUACCAAUGUACAGACUGUGACUUCACCACCAACAAAAAAGCUAGCCUCCACAACCACAUGGAGGUGCACGCUCUGAGCAGCAAGGCCCCUUUCGAGUGUGAAAUGUGUGGCAAGGAGUUCCACCAGCAGGCAGCGCUGUUCUCUCACAGACUGCAGCACCACCACCGAGAGCCCAAGAGCCAGCCACCUCCAACGCCCAACAAGAUGCAUAAAUGCAAGUUCUGUGACUAUGAAACAGCUGAGCAAGGACUGCUCAAUCGACACUUGUUGGCAGUUCACAGUAAGAGCUUCCCUCACAUCUGUGUGGAAUGUGGAAAAGGCUUUCGACACCCUUCAGAAUUGAAGAAACACAUGCGCACGCACACGGGCGAGAAGCCCUACUCCUGCCUGUACUGCGACUACAAGUCGGCCGAUUCUUCUAAUCUCAAGACACACAUCAAGACUAAGCAUAGCAAAGAGAUGCCAUACAAAUGUGAGCGCUGUUUCCAGACCUUUGCAGAGGAGGAGGAGUUAAUGCAGCACGGACUAACACACGAAGAGAAUAAGACCCACCAUUGUGCCCACUGUGAUCACAAAAGUUCCAACUCCAGUGACCUAAAACGCCAUAUCAUAUCUGUUCACACCAAGGACUAUCCACACAAAUGUGCCAUCUGUGGGAAAGGCUUCCACCGGCCAUCUGAACUGAAGAAGCACUCAGUAGCCCACCGCACCAAGAAACUCCAUCAAUGCCGGCACUGCAACUUCAAAAUUGCAGACCCUUUUGUUCUCAGUCGCCAUAUCUUGUCUGUCCACACAAAGGAGCAACAGGCCUCUCCGGAAAAGAGUGAGUCUAAGAGGACAGAGACGCACACUCCUGUUGUGACGCCUAAAAAGUCUGCACCUAGUGCGUCCAGCGCCUCGGGCCCGCCUGGCAGAGUCAGUGCAGCCAGCUUAGCCAGCAGUGUCACUGUAGUUAUUGGCAAAGGACAAAAAGAAAGGAGAAUUUACCAGUGCCAGUACUGUGACUACAGCACAGGGGACGCUUCGGGUUUCAAGCGGCACGUGAUUUCCAUUCACACGAAAGACUAUCCGCACCGCUGCGAGAUCUGUUCGAAAGGGUUCCGACGACCCUCGGAGAAGAACCAGCAUAUCAUGCGCCACCACAAGGACGUGGUGCAGGCAGAUUGACUCUGACCGAGCCAAAUCCUGUGCCACAACAAAGAACCAUGUUAAAGCAACCAUCACACCCCAUUCUCUGCACCCUCGGCACAACACCAGUCAUAUUGAAAUAAUGUGACGUGUGUGCGUGCUGCACUUAGUCCGUUCUGUUUUGCUCUUCUUUUUUUUUUUUUAUCCUCAUCCUAAUGUUUGUUCAGAAAUGUAUACACAUGUACAUAACAUUAAUGCUUUGUCCGGGUUGGCAACAGAACCCCUCCGUAGACUUGCACUUUUAACUGCAUGUCCCUUUGCUGGUAACAGUGUGCAUGGCAGAUUGUGCAGAUGUCUCUUUGUAGAUAUACAUUUUUAAUUUUGCAGGCAGAAAUCAGUUGUCAAUCACAAUGGUCCUAAUUAUUUGUCUCAAAACUGAAGUGUAAUUUGCUAAUCUUUUGCAUUGUUUUGUUAAAAUGUACUUAACACAGCAGUAUAGAUUAGGAACCUGUUUCCAGUAGCACUUGCCAUCUUGGUAAAGAUCAUGAUGAAUGAAAUGAGUUUGCGAGAGUGUGUGAGUGAGAGAGGAAGAGUAAAUGACAAACAAAGCAUCUGUUGUGCUUCCUUGUGCUCUGACCCCACCACUCUGUAACAUAGUUUUUUUGUUGUUAAAAACACAAGGCUCGCUGUGUACAGCACUCAGAGAAAAGAAACAUUAAUUCUUAGCUUUGUACACAGGGGUUAUCAAUCAUUGAAUUAACACAAAGUACACAGUAAAAUAAUGGAUGUCAUGGCAUUGACUAAAGGUUCACAUAUGCACAUACUGUAUAUCACAAUGCGGUCAUUACCCCAUCACUUCAUUAUCAUACACCUAUGAUAUAUCACUUCCAACUCAGUAAAUGUCUUAUAAAUUUUUCAGAAGUAAGUGCCCAAAGCAGUAAAGAUGAAGCCCCGACUGACUGUAAUUUUAAUCCAUUAAUGCUACCCGGAGAGCAAAAUCCCAUUAAUUUAUUUAAAAAAAAAAUAAAAAAAGCAGAUAGAUGAGGGAAGUGUUUUCACGUUUUAUUUUUCUAUGAACAAACUUGUUUCUCAUAUAAAUUGACAUAUCUUUUAAAUCACAGAAAAGCAUAAUCUGCAAGCAUCAGGAUGAUAUUUGUGCUGAUAGUAGGCUGGGUUAAUCAGACAUCAGUGUCCCAAUAUAACAGUUUUGCCAAAAUAGGAAUCACACCGUUUAACUGGGGCGGCUGUUAUGAAACUAUGGACUGAACUUUUUGUUUUUCGCCCUCACAGACGUACUUUUGCCAGUAGAAGGGGAAAGUGUAUGUCUUUUUAGAUGCAACUUCAGAAGACCGGUGCUGGUGGUGUACUAUGGCUUUUUACAUUUUUGUUAUCACCUGUGAUUAUUCCUGUUUUUAUAUUUAUUUCAUUUACAAGUUGUUGGAUAGUUAAGUGUAACUAGACUUCUAUGGGACGUAAAUUAUUGUUUUGUAUACAAAUCUGUAUAAAGCGUGUAGAUGUGAACACUUGAUAAAAAGAAAAUCUGAACUGUGUCGUUAUGGAUGUACUCAACGUAUUUGUUAAAAAAGUUAAUAAAAGCAAAGUAUUUUA
This is a messenger RNA of Etheostoma spectabile (orangethroat darter), 4253 nucleotides long. Its product is annotated as zinc finger Y-chromosomal protein 1. Gene Ontology annotation, biological process: regulation of transcription by RNA polymerase II. Gene Ontology annotation, cellular component: nucleus. Gene Ontology annotation, molecular function: RNA polymerase II cis-regulatory region sequence-specific DNA binding; DNA-binding transcription factor activity, RNA polymerase II-specific; metal ion binding. The transcript has 8 exons. Lineage: Eukaryota; Metazoa; Chordata; Actinopteri; Perciformes; Percidae. The coding region runs from base 429 to 2684 and encodes 751 amino acids. The record is from RefSeq and is a predicted model, not a curated record.